Molecule: messenger RNA, 719 nt
Organism: Mercurialis annua (annual mercury)
Lineage: Eukaryota; Viridiplantae; Streptophyta; Magnoliopsida; Malpighiales; Euphorbiaceae
Product: zinc finger protein ZAT11-like
Exons: 1
Coding region: 22-558 (178 amino acids)
Biological process (GO): response to chitin; response to stress
Source: RefSeq, a predicted model, not a curated record
UCAACAUUUUCAUUUUCUUCAAUGGCCAUGAAAAGAACUAGAGAUAAUUCCGAGAUCGAAAACAUAGACAUGGCGAAAUGUCUAAUGCUUCUUUCUUAUAGCCUAGGGCACAACAAAUUACCAACAAAACAACCGACUAGUAUGGUUAAUGAUCACGUUUUCGAAUGCAAAACGUGUAACAAAAAAUUCUCGUCGUUUCAAGCUCUUGGCGGUCAUAGAGCGAGCCAUAAGAGAUCCAGAUUAUUCGUGGAUGGUGCAACUGCGAGUAGCGAUAUUGAUCUUGCAGUUGUAGCUACGGUAAAGAAGCCGAAGAUGCACGAGUGCUCUAUUUGUGGCGUAGAGUUUGCUUUAGGGCAAGCUUUGGGUGGUCAUAUGCGGAGGCAUAGAGCUGCUGCCAUGGCUAAAAAUGAUCAUCAUAUCGCUUCGAAAUUGCCGGUUCUAAGAAGAUCGAAUAGUAGCAAGAGGGUGUAUGGACUUGACUUGAAUCUAACUCCUUUGGAGAAUGAUCUUGAGUAUUUGUUUGGGAAGAUGGCUCCUAAAGUUGAUCUUUUCAUCUGAAUCUUCUUUUUAACUUUGUUUUUGGAUUUUUGUUCUUAUUCUUUCAAUAUUUCUUCAUUUAUUUUGUACAAUCGUUAGUUUUAGGUCCAUUCUUUCUAUUUAUCAAUUUUUUGUUGUAAUUAAUUAGCUGAAAAUUUUCAGUUGAAGACUUUUAUAUUAAA